GUACGAAGAUGAGUGGAGUAACUUCGUUAGAAGGCUCGUUAACAUUUGUGGAUAUUGAAUACAAACAGUGAAACAACGGCUGUAGCGAUGACCUAUUCUUAUGAGGCGAAAAUAGCGCAGGUUAUUCAGGGUCACGCCAUGGCGAAUAGCGAUAAAUAUGAAUACGAAGCCACGAUCUCUGCCACACUCUCGGACAACGAAACCCCUACGACGAUGACUACCCUCCCUAACGCGUCCGACGAUGGUGCGCAGCGUCGUGCAUCUGGAGAGACGAUGACUACGACGAUGAAGGCACAGAGGAUGGAGGAGGCGGAGGCCGAAGGAAAACAGAGCAACAAGGAAAAACGACGUAGCGAUCCGGUACCGAAGGGAAGUCCGGAAAUAUCCGACAAAGAGUCGAAAGGGCCGCCGCUGCCAUUCCUCCGAUUGCGCAGUUUUAGGCGCGAAGAUUCUUCUAGCAGCGACGGCGGCGGCGGCGGCGAACCCAAAACGCCCGACAGCGCAGCAGAAGACAAGGAGUCUAAAAUCAGACCCUUGUCUUUCAUGAAAGUUCCCAAGCUGAAACGCGAAAAGUCCAACUCUGAAAUUCUGGAAAGGAAGAAGAAGCGCGUCAAGUUUUCCCCUAACGACGAUGACGGGGACGUGUUGGUCGACACGCGGGUGUUCGAACCACAGUUCGCCGGUUGUAGGGUCGGAGAAGACGACGACGCCGGCAGCGAUGUGUCCUGCAAGAUCAAGAAGCUCCUCAGAAGGAGGUCUAGAAGGAAGCAGUCAAGUAUAGAGACACAGACGGACGGUGAGAAAAAGAGGGAAAUAGAAAACAAGGAGAAAAGACUAACAAGCGAUGAUGCGUUUGUCACAAGUAAACCUCCAUCCUCUGCUCAACAAGACAGAGUUGCUGAUAUAGCGAUACACGAUAAAGAUGGUGGUGUAUGUUUUCACGACAUCAGCUCUCCAGAAAAAGAUGCUCUUAACAUCCAAGCUAGUGCCUCAGACAGUCUCCAAGUUUUGAAUGACGAGCAGCCUUCCUCAGGUACAGCACAUGAUGGUGCUAACACAGUCGUCCAAGAAGCAGAAGUGCCAUAUUCACCAGACCAAAGAGGGAGCGUACUCAGCACAUCUCACAGUGUUGCUGUCUCCCCUGAAAAAGCUCUGUUACGAGAGGAGCAAGAACUGGAAAUAAGUGGCAUUAAAGAUGCACAAGAAAACGCGCAGGUUCCUAGUGAAAGCAACCUGUCUACUUCCUUUGAGGAUGACUUAACCUCCACUACCUCCCAGGGGUCUGUCAAGAGGGAAGGAACUUUUACCCUUGAUGGUCCUCCUCCAGCCAAAAUCACGAGGUCAUCCUGUGACGUUGCAGAAGACACUGCCGUGCCACUUGGUAACACUCCUCCUAGAGAGUCUAUCAUGGAACCCCUUCACUUCUUUGUAGAUCUGAGUGGAAGUGAAGGAAAACCAGAGCCUGACAACAAAAGCAAAGAGGUAAAUAGUAAAACACCCAAGAAUGUCCAAUCAGUUAAAUCUGUUAGAAUUGUAGAGCCAGCACCCAAAAAGCAAGAAGAAUCUAGUUUGACAGUAAAGGCUCUGAAGAACACUGCAAAGAAAACCUUUGCUUGUGCCUGGAGAACAGCACUAAAGUCACCUGAUUCACCUGAACAAACACCAAAAGCUGCAUCAAAGUUAGCAGCAGCCAGGCCAAGAACUCCAUCAAGAUCAGAGUCAACAACACCAAGAUCCUCUCCAACAAAGUCAGACACUCUUCAGAGAUCAUCUCCAACAAAACAGGAUUCUUUAAGCAGAUCAUCACCAACAAAGGACAAAUCAAGCAAAGUGAAUUUCCAACGUAAAUUAAGUGAUUCCAAACUAAAGAGUGUCACACUGGAGAAGAUACCAGAGCCUAAAAGUCCUAAGGAAUCCCUAAGAUUAAGCCGCCCCUUGAAAAGGACACCCCAUCAGCACCCAGACUCCCCUAGGACACCACCAGAAAGAACUUCCGUGUGGGCUGGGGUGUCACUUCCGUCCUUCAGAAGAGAGGGGACAUUUACCAAAAAGUAUGACUCUGAAAGGGAUAGGUUGCAGGCUGAGUGUAAUAGGCUCAACGUCGAAAAGGAGAGACUUCAGAGCGAACUGAACGAGGCACGCGAAAGGCUGGACGAAGAGGUAGCGGCACGGAAAGCUCUCAAGCGCAACAACGAAAUGAGUCUCAGGCAGCUCCGAGAGGACGAGAUCAAGAGGAGUGAGCUACUCAUUGCCGAUAUGAGGAACAGACUCGAGGACGAGAAACGCGAGGCCUUGGCCUUCCAGCGGGAGUCCCUGAUGAGGACUCACGAGUCCGAGCUGCUGAAGCUCGAUAGGGAAAGGGACGACGGCCAAAGGAAGCUACUGUGCGAGGCUCGCCUCACCGAAGAGAGGCUUAAGGCCGAGAUGAGGAGGGAGACUCACAGACUAGAACAGCAGCAGCAGCAAAAGGAACCUGCGAAGCAGUGUUGCCACACCAGCGAGAGAGAAGUCGAGAGGCUGAACCGCGAUCUGUCAACACUGCGGGAUCACAAGAAACGCCUAGAAGAGAUUGUACAGACCCUCCAGGAAACAGAACGAAAGAGGGCGGGCGAACUCCGUAGACUUCACGAAGAACAUGAGGCGGCCACCGCAAAAAUUUAUAGGAUUAAUAAGACUGAAGCAGCCAAGCUGCUGGAUGAACUCCGUGCCAAAGAAAGGACCAUCAAUAAUUUGGAAAAGCAGGUCAGCGCACAAUCAGCCAAAAUUCGUCUCCAGGAAGAAAAGCAAAGAGAACUCAGCAAUGACCGGAGCGAAGAUGGCCGCAAACAAUCGACUCGGGGUGGAGGGUCCAGUGUGAGCAGCAAGAAGAACAAAGAAGGAGGAAGCAACAAGGAUGGAAGAAUACGAGAGAAGUGGAGAUUUCGCCUCCCAUCUUGUACCAUGAAGGAGUCGAGCAGUAGCAGCAUCAGCACUGCCAGCAACCUCAGCAACAGCGGCAGCAGCCUCGGCAGCAACGUAAUUCUCAUCCCUCCUCCUUCGAUCACCCCAGUCCCGCCCACCAAGUCCUUCGCCACCACCCUGAUGGAGCAGUCGAUCGAGUCGGGGAUCUCCAUGGCCUCGGAGAACGAGGACCUCCGUCUACAGCUGGAGAAUGCCAGGCUGGAGGUCGACCAGCUGCUCAAGAAGACCCACGAACAGCAGGAGACGAUCGAGGCCAACCUACUGAAGAUCGCAGAGCAGAAGGAGAUCAUUGACGAUCAGCAGAUCAAGAUCCACGAUCUGACAGAGGAAGCCAUGGCCAUGGAUCGUGAAUGCAUGGCCCUGGCCACCUCCCCUCCCGUCUGGCCUCCGAGAAGAGAAUCAUGUGUAAAGGUAUGCGAGCUGCCCACCGUCCUCGAGCAAUCCAGCGACGAAGAACUGUCGCCAACGUCGUCUCCGACGACACCCGAUCCCUCCCCUCGCCAUACCUUCGCCCACCAAGAGGAAGAAGACCUCUACGACGAGGAGACAGACCACCCACACACACCCACCGCCUUCCUCACACCCACGACGCCCGGUACUGAAGCCCCUAUCUGGCCACAGGCGACGGACAACAAAUACGGCGGUCAAUACGCUCAACUAUCAAGAGUUUCUGACGAGUGGCAGAAUCUGCUGGCAUCAACAUCCAAUGCCAGCUCUCCGUGUGUAGAUAUUGGAGAUAAAGACUGUCUCGCACAGUGGUACUCAUCGAGCCGUGUCCUGGAACUAGAGGCUCAGAAUUCCCGCCUGGAAGCCGACCUGCAGGAGGCCAGAGACCACGCCGACCUCUUGGAAUUCCGAAUUCUGGAGUUUACGGAAGGCGAUAGGAUAUCGGAAGCUGGCGUUUGCGUUCAGACCUGCGAUCAGUCAACUGCCACAGACUUUGAUGACGUCAGCAUACCAACAACCAACGAAGAUCUGUCUCUGCCGUUGUCUAUUGAUUCUGGCCUAGACAUUUCCAACGAUUACAAGGCCCGCAUAACCGAAGGACGCGCGUGGUUAGCUCAACUUUCCCUCAACGACCCAGACUCGCCCGCCGCCCAACACUUGGCCGCCCUCCUGGACUGGGUUGCGACCAUUCCCCCGACCCACACCACCCACCAUGGUCUCUCCUCACCCAUGAGCCCCACCCUGGCUACCCCUGCGCCCACGCCUAAGUCUGGGAUGGGCGGGGAAGAAGAAAUCCGAGGCGACAUCGGACGGGACCUCAUGCUCCUUGCCGCCCGCCUCCAGGAAUCCCUCAAUGAUCCAACCGCUCAAGAACCCUUGCUGCUCGAUACCAUAGCGAAGCUACGCGUGUUGGACGCUUCCCUGUCCCAGCUACAGGAGAGGGUAGUCAGCUUGACGGAGGAGAACCGCGAACUCCAGGAGGCCGUGACGACCCUGAGCGAUGCCCACGAAACGCGCACGGAGGCCUCGGGCACCGAGAGCGAACUGGUACACCGGAAGACGCCCUCGAUCCAUUCGGACUUGAGCGACGCGGAGGAGAGCGACGCUCCCGAGCACGCCCAACAACACCACAGGUCCGUGAAACUGGUCACCCUGGAUGCCUCGACGAGUUUCCAGGAGUCGGGCAUCUUCGACACGUCGUGCGAGCUCGUCCACGUCACCACCCAGACAGAGCUGACGCAGGUAACUGAUGCCGCCUUGCUGGAGGCUGAACGCCACAAGUCGGAGUGUGAGCUCAGGGAAGCUGAGGUUGAUCUGCAGAGUGCUGUGGCUCGGUUGGCCACCAUCAGGUCAGCUGUUCAGGGCCGCGAUCUUAGGCAUCUCAGGUUGCAAGAUUUGCAGGAAAGCGACGAAUACUUACGGACGUGUCUGGACGAGCGAGUGGUCCUCAGCAAGCUCGAGUACGACGGCAUUGUGGAGAGCGAGCGAUGCCUCCAGAGGGAACUAGAGCACCUCAAGUGCGAGAAGGAUCAGUUGGGGAUCGAGUGUGACGCUUUAAGAGGCCAAAUCAGGGAUUAUAAGGCCAGCCGUGGCACUGACGCCGAAGAGGCGCUGAAAGGCGAGAUCAGGGUCUUGAAGCAGAAGCUGAUGGUCUCCGAGCGGUCAAGACUGCAGGUCUUCGAAGAAAAGUGCGAACUCGAGGAGGAGGAGAAUGAUUCUCGUCUCAUGGUUCAGAGGUUGGAGGCACAGAUGGAGGCAGCAAGGGAAAUGGAAAAUCUUCUUAGCGCUUCACUGUCACAAGAACAAGAAAUCUCAAGAGAGCUCCAUCGACGUGUGAGGGAUCUACAGAUCCUAGAAAAGGAACAUCGAGGACGUUUGGAGAAGUUGGAGCAAGUAAGUCGAGAAGCAGAAGAAAAGGCUGUAACCUUAGCUGCAGCAAGAGAACAAUUAGCCAUGCAGCUCACUUUUGCUGCGUAUGGCUUGAUGCUUGUCGACAGUUGGAGAUUGAUGGUGCCAAACUCAACUGCUGCCAUUGUUCCAUACACAGGAAAGACCUUGAAGGUGUCUCCUGAAGUCUGCCCUACCAUGACUGCUCACAUGACCACUGAGGUUCUUGAUCACAGAGAAUCAAGGCCCACUGUAACCGAUCGUGAUAAGUGUUUGUGUACCCCUGUGAUGUGUCAUGUCCACGUUCAAACAUGCAAAGAGUUCCCAGUAGUCAGUGCCGCUGUACAGACUGAUGAUGUUGAUGCUCAAUGUGUUAAUAAGGAAUCUCCUAACCUUAAUGUUGGUGUUGACCAUGGCCAAAGAAGAUUAGCUAUUAGAGAUGAGGAUGAACCCCUCAACAAAAGGCCAAGAAACACCAGAAGUCAGUCCACCAUGACCUUUACAUCUGAAGGUCCCACAGAGAGGGAACAGUACUAUCUUGAGCAGAUCGAAGCCCUCCAAAGAGAAAAGAUCAAUCUUAGAAAGGGCCACGAAACUGACCGAAGAGACUCCCUCCAGCAACACAGUGAUCUAGAGGAAGUAAUGGAAGAAAUGCGGCAGGAGCUUCAAGUAGCAAAAGAAGAUAACUGCACACUUGUUUUCCGCCUUGAGGAGACACAAGAUAAAAAUGAAGAAAUGAAACAGAAUUACGUGCAUAAAAUAGAAGAGCUUAAAGGAGAUAUGUCUCGGUAUAAGGAGAUGUAUGAGCAAGAGAAGAAAUCACUGCAGAAGGAUUAUGAACUUCGUGUAAAGGAAGUAGAGAAAUUGAGAGAUUUUCAAGAAGAGCGGGUUCAUCAGCUGGAGAUACAGCUCGCCAACUUUAGGCAAGAGCUUGAAAUAGUUGGUGUUUCACUCGCUACUGAUCUAGUGGAGUUUGACACUGACAUGGAAAAUGUACUCUCCCAAGGCAGUCCAUCUUCGCUGAAAUGCGCUGACGACGGGGAACUCAUCAAGAAGAUAAGAGAGCUUGUGAAAUCCGAGACAGCUCUUAGGCAGAAAAUUUAUGAUCUAGAGAAAAAGGAGUGUGCAUAUCGUGAAACAAUUCGUGAAGCAGACAAAAUUAUGUCCAGCCAUGUAACAUCCUAUAAACAAAGAAUAGAAGAUUUGGAGGCCACUAUUGAACAACAGGUCUCUCGAAUCCAACAGCUUGAAGCCUCAGAAGAACGCCUUAGAGCUUCCCUACGGAAUAAUUCUAGGACAAGUGAAGGUGCCCGCAUAUCAGAUUUGUUGGAUCGCCUCAUUGAAACAGAAAAUUCAGAGCUCAAACUCAAAGAGAGGGUUUGGACUCUUGAACGAAGUGAGAAGGAAUUGCAAAUAAAGUUGAUGGAAGGAGAAAAGAAUAAUCAGUCACUCAGAGGUGAAUUGCGUGAUCAAGAAGAACUUGUUCAUCGCCUGAGAGCUUUAGAAACUGAAAAUAAUGCCCUCUCUGUUGAACUUAAUCAGGCGCAGGAUUCUGCCCGAAAAAUGAGUGAGGUACAACAGAGUGAAAGUUACUUACGUGGUCGUGUGGAAGAGUUGGAAGUAACGGAAAACAUGCUCCGAGAGACCCUUCACCAAGCUGACCUCAUAUUGGCCCAAAGGGAACGAAAACUCAGGGAUCAGGUUUCUUCCCUUCAAGAAGAAGUACAAGCUUACAAAGCUCAGCUAGAAGCUGCGGCAUCAAAAGAAUAUGGUGCUCGGGAGUCAGAAAUAUCAUAUAGAAGACAGUUAGAAGAGCUGAAGAGUCGAUUGGCUGAUGCUGAAAGAGAAUUGAAGGAAUCCUCUUCAGAAACAAUGAGUCAUGAAACACAACAUCGCUCUGAGGUAACAAAACUUCGGAAUCAGCUAAAACUUAGUAACUCACAGUUAACGGAGCUUGACAGGCUGAACUGUGAACUCCGUGAUCGGGUGUUAGCUGCUCAAGCUGAAGGACAGCGCUUGGCAAAGGAGUUGGAGGAACGUGGCCGACGACACGAACAGGAUCUGAUUAGCUUUAACCUCCAGAUGUCCUCUCGUGAUUCACACAUUGAGGAAAUGGAACAUCAGAUAGAACAAAUAAGUCAUGUCCAUGCAGUCAGCGAACUAGAUGCCCUUGCAUCAUCGCCGAUCGCUUCACUCCAUGCUUCUAUAACUGCUCUUACCUCAGCACUUAAGAACUGUGAGUCUUGUAAAGAAACUCAAAGCGGCACCUUAACGGAAGUGACAACGCAGCUAGGAACAUUAGCUGAGUUACUGGAGGGUCAGAGUAACUCGGACAUUGAAGAUAUUGUGUCGGAUACUGAUGAGGAAGAACCUCAUGAUGCAGAAAACUUGGCCCAUGAAGCAACUUCGACCCCCCCUCCUAACCCCGCUGGGGAGGGGCCUAGGGAACACUCAAGCGGGGAUGUCGUCUACUGCUCCACUGGUGGGAGGCUGAAGAGAGACUUCCGAAGAAGGAGCAGAAGGCGGUUAGAGGAGCGCAGCAAUAGGAGGCUAGUGCGCCCUCAGGGCUCUACCACCAUCCUAGAAGAGCUGGAGGAGAAGGUGCGGGAGCUAGAGGAAGCUGUAGGACGCAAAGAUGAAGAGAUCCGUCUUGCUGAUGAUGAGAAUUGUGAACUAAAUAGCCAGUUACAGAAGAGAGAUGUAGCACUUCAACAAAAGGGUGAAGAGGUGGAGAAUUUAAACUCCACUUUGGCUAGCCUCCGUCAACAGUUGAUGCACACAAUGGAAGAUUAUGAAAGGUCAAAACUUUCCCUUCAGGCAAAACACAAGGUGGAUGUUGAACAGUUUACACAUCAGAUUGAGCAGCUUACAAAAGAGGUAGAACAACUGGUCUGCCGAGGGAAACUAAAAGAUUCCAUCAUUUCUACACUUGCUAGUCAGAUCAGGGCUAUUCUUAGAUCUGGCAAUAUGAGUGUAGUGAUUAACCAGCUGCGUCGACUGCAAGAAGUAGAUAGUGAUCAGGAGAAGGCUAAUAGCGAAGGAAUGAGUACAACAGAUUUUGAUGUUGAAGCAGUUUGUUCGCUCCUCAACCAGCCUGAUGAGAUGGUUUCCUUGUCUCAGUCCGCCUUCUUGAAUGGGAUAGAGCCAUCUAGUUAUGUGACUUGUGAGUCCAAUUUGCCCUGCAGUUCACAGGAACCCACUAGUCACGUGACGUGUCAAGGCUCUCCUUCAUUGGUUGAACGCAGAAAAUCUCGCAUACCACGAUAUAUUCCCUCUCCAUUGUCAUUGUCAAGUCCAAAGUCUACACCUGUACCUGUGGAUAGAAAGUCACUUAAGCAAAGUUUGAUGCCUGAUUGUGCCAAAUUGAAGGCUGAAGAACUGGACAGAAAGGCCAAAUCUAAAGUAUCGUGCGAGCAGAGAGUAAGAUCAACAUCUGAAGCAGCUCAUCAUUUCAAGUUUACUGCAUCAAUAGCUGUUAAUAAAGUUUUAUCUGAGCCUAUGGAAACAGAGUCUACUCCAGAGGUUAGGGAGGAAGAUAAAAUUCCUUCAUCACCACCAUCUGUAGAAGAAAAGGCUAUUGCAUCCACUACAUCUACAAAAAUCACAGGCAGAAAGGAUUCGACCAGACGAGAACGACCAGCUAGAUAUCUCUCUGAUGCAAGGAAAAUAAAGCGUAUGGUGACUGGUGUUGCUCCUUUAGAUGCUGCUGUAGACUGUGCUUCUGCACCUGAAUGGCGAUCAAGAUCGCCCCUAGGUAGCACAUCUGAAGUGGAGGUCACCUGUGUUCCUCGUCCUCAAAACCUUCACAUCACCCGUAGGGUUGGAGUGGAUGGGGUGGUAAUUGCAUGGGCUCCCUUGGAACAUGAUUGUGUUGCUGGUUUCCAGGUACUCGUAGGUGGAAGAGUGGUUCAACAUGUCAGGUCACCUCAUCGCACAAAAGCUCUUGUCACUGGGCUUCCAUUAGCAGGGUCCUUCACAAUUGGUCUGGUGACUGUGGCUGAAGAUGGCCGCUGUUCCACUCCUGUCAUUGUUACACAGGAUCGUACCAGAGUGUACACAAGUAGGAGCUCGUCAGUGCGCCCUUUGCGUAGAGGUGUACCCACUUGCCUUUAAUUUAGUUUGUACUACAUCAUCAAGAGCCCAUCCAUCACCUCGUCCAUUUCAUCCCGUCCUUGACCAGUUUGUUGCCUUGGAGUAGAUAUCUGCUGGCUGCAAUAUAAGAGGGUUACCUUUGAAAAUAUGAUACAAUUAUGACUAUGCCAUAUAAAAUUUCAUAUGUGAUGAAAUCAAAGAAACCCUUAUCGAAUUCUGAGUGCCAAUUACUUAAGUUAAAUCUUUACAGUGUAGGCAUAGCAGAAUUUGAUGCUCUGGUCGAAUGUCAUUUUCAUUUGUUAAUUAUUCAUCCACAUCGUGUUACUGUCUUCCCAUUACUGUUCAAGCCCUUAAUAUAUCAACUCAGAAAUUUACCGUAUCUAAGGGAAACUAACCAAGGAAGAAGGCCUUUCAUAAUAUAAUGGUUAUUUAUACUGGACCACACUGACUAACACCAAAUAACUAUUACCAAUUUGAGACAUUUUAGCUAAGAGAUCGUGGUUUUAAAGUGUGUUAUUUGCAUGUUCUCUGCCAUCAUAGUGAUACUGUAUAACAAAAAAAGUAUUUUUACCUUGUGUAUGAGUUAAAAGGAAUUAAAUAGCAAAGAAAUAUAAAAAAAAAAUGUUUGACAGUGUUUUGGAGACCAGGGAAACCAGUUACGUAAAUGUACUUUUCUCAAGGUGCUAUUGUUAAUCUAUAGAGUAUUAGUAUACCCAAAGCAAGCAAGUUACAUGCCUUAAUUUUUUGCACCAAAACAUUGUUAAAGGUUAAAGUGCUAGUUUGAUAUAGAUCAUUAACUGUUUAGAUCUUAUUUGAUGUAGGGUUUGGUCUGGAGGAAGGUUCGACGUGUGUGUUCUUUGCUAAUUGCACGUGUUGCAAAUGGAUUAGUUUGGAGUGCUAGUUUUCAACAGAUAUCAGUGUCAGUCUGAUUCCAGGCCAAAUAAAAUGAUGCGUGAUUUUUUUAAGGGAAAAGUGUUUGUACGGUCAGUUUGGGCUUGUGGUUGUUUUUACCCUUUUUCAUUACUUCAUUUUGCUACCAUUGUUUUUUUUCUAAAAAAUAUAUAUAUAUUAUAUAAUUUAUUGAAAUUCAUCUUAUCUGCAACCAAAAUUUUAGGCCAUUGUUAGAUAUAUUAUUUAUCUAGACAAUCAUACAAAGACUGUACAGGUUAGCCAAGAUUUUUUGUAGUUCCUGUAAAUACAUUGUAUAGUGCCAAAUGAACAGAAAUAUUGUAUUCAUAUUUUAUUCAAAAGUAUUCAGUAAUCACAUUUUAUUCUCCACCCUGUACAUAGGAUUUGUAAUUGGCUUAUUGUUAUCUAACUAAAUAUAUAUUGAGGAAACAAA
Macrobrachium nipponense is the source of this 10729-nucleotide messenger RNA. RefSeq lists its product as uncharacterized. Lineage: Eukaryota; Metazoa; Arthropoda; Malacostraca; Decapoda; Palaemonidae. The record is from RefSeq and is a predicted model, not a curated record. Gene Ontology annotation, cellular component: condensin complex; condensed chromosome; chromatin. Gene Ontology annotation, biological process: mitotic chromosome condensation. Gene Ontology annotation, molecular function: chromatin binding.